Pogonomyrmex barbatus (red harvester ant) is the source of this 997-nucleotide messenger RNA. It is a transcript of the gene Etfb, whose product is annotated as Electron transfer flavoprotein beta subunit. The record is from RefSeq and is a predicted model, not a curated record. Gene Ontology annotation, cellular component: mitochondrion. Gene Ontology annotation, biological process: fatty acid beta-oxidation using acyl-CoA dehydrogenase; amino acid catabolic process. Gene Ontology annotation, molecular function: electron transfer activity. Lineage: Eukaryota; Metazoa; Arthropoda; Insecta; Hymenoptera; Formicidae.
GUUAUUCUUGUUGUAUUAAGAUGGCACGUGUGCUCGUAGGUGUAAAAAGAGUAAUCGAUUAUGCAGUCAAGAUUCGUGUCAAGCCUGAUAAGACUGGAGUAGUCACAGAUGGUAUUAAACAUUCGAUGAAUCCUUUCGAUGAGAUAGCUAUAGAGGAGGCAGUCAGAAUGAAAGAGAAGAAGCUAGCUCAAGAAAUAAUAGUUGUCAGCUGUGGCCCAACGCAAUCACAGGAUACAAUUAGGACUGCGCUCGCUAUGGGUGCAGAUCGUGGAAUUCAUGUAGAAAUAUCUGGUCCAGAAUAUCAGACAUUACAACCUGUUCAUAUCUCAAAGAUACUAGCCAAGCUAGCCCAAGACGAGAAAGUGGAUUUAGUCAUACUCGGUAAACAAGCUAUAGAUGAUGACAACAACCAAACUGCACAAAUGACCGCUGGUGUUUUGGAUUGGCCAUCUGGGACUUUCUGCAGCAAGAUUGAAAACAAUAAUGGUGAAUUAACAAUCACGCGUGAGAUCGAUGGUGGAUUAGAAAUCGUCAAGAUGAAAACUCCUGCAGUUUUGAGCGCUGAUCUUCGCCUAAAUGAACCGCGCUACGCGACUUUACCAAAUAUCAUGAAGGCCAAGAAAAAGCCUAUUAAAAAAAUUACUUCAAAAGAUUUAGGAGUGGACCUGACGCCGAGAAUUGAGAUACUCUCUGUCGAAGAUCCGCCAGUUAGGCAAGCCGGUGUUAUUUUACCAGAUGUGGACACCUUGAUAGUCAAAUUAAAAGAAGCUGGCCACAUUUAGGAAUAAUUAAGAGAGAAGAAAAACGAAAAAUGUUUUAAUCUUUAUAUUUUGAUAACUUGUUUUGUAUAUAGCAUAAUGCUUUUGUACAUCAUCACAAAAUUUGUAUAUGAUAUAUAUAUUUCAAUAUAAAUUUGUACCACUGUGUACGCGCGUAUGCGUUAAGGAAAGAAGACAAAUGUAAUUAAUAAUAUAUAUUUAAUAAAAUUAUAUAUAUA